Molecule: messenger RNA, 699 nt
Organism: Colletotrichum navitas
Lineage: Eukaryota; Fungi; Ascomycota; Sordariomycetes; Glomerellales; Glomerellaceae
Exons: 1
Coding region: 137-595 (152 amino acids)
Source: RefSeq, a predicted model, not a curated record
UGGACACCACAGAACAUCACAACGACGUGAUAUUAAAGUUACGGUGCAACGACGCAAGAGGAGCACGCGGCUGACAAGUGGCAUGCGAAACCAAUCGACUUGAGCUUUUUGACCCCGAUCCUCAAGUCUGUUGAGAAUGCAACGCAACUCGGCUCAUGUUAGACCGAGAGGGCUCAAUGACCGGGCACCGUAUUUUCGGUUCGAACCGAUUUCCAAGGGAAGCUUCUAUGUUUCCGAUAGUUCAGACGGACACACAGCAGCGUGUUGCCCUAGUUGUUUGCGGAGAAUAGCGCUGUGUUCCCCCUUAUCCAGCCAAUGCAAGGGACUCUCGAGAAGCAAUGUGUUGGCCGGAGCGAGCAAAUCUCUCCAGGGUUGCAUAUGGAUACAGCUGCCAUCACUAAAGAACGCCUUUUGCAGUCCCAAGUCGAAUCCGAAACGGACAGGAUUCCAUCCGGCGCCAAGAUCGACAAGACGAGCCAAGAAAGUUGGACGGAACUACAGCGGUGCCAAGGACUCAGCAUUUUUCAUCCCAAGGUACGUAUCCAGGGCGGUCAAGAGGGUAGGUAUGCAUGUCCCCUACUUCGCACCUACGUAAUACAGCCCAUACCGAAUUUAUGCCCUCCUAGGGGUCUGGGACCGAUACGCCUGAGAUUAAAGCAAAGAAGCUUUGUCGAGACCCUGAAUUUGUCGUCAUCAUUC